AUGCGACGAUCAAGUCGAGCAGCACCUAAUGAUCAUGAGGAAGAGGAAUGCAAAAAUGUGCCAAGUUCCAGUGGUUUCGUGUUUGGAAGGCCUCAGAACCACUACUCCAGCACGCCGCAACGACCAGACAAACUUCAAAUUGCACCUCCCACUACACUGAAAACGACGAUUCGUCAGCCGCUGAUGUCGUCCACGCCAUUCUCAUCAAGCAGACCAUCUAGUGGGAUUUUUCAGACGCCAUCCAUGGCAUCCUCCAGGGUAAGGAGCUAUCCAUCAUCCUCGACAAGCAUUUCGGCUCGCGACUCUUCGCAUCGGGACCGUCUCAUUUCUCUCCGACACCGGAUGAACAAGGAGUUUGGAAACCGACAACUAGUCGGACCUCCAUCUCAAGAUUAUGAGCACGACGAAACGAUGAGUACAGUGUCCGAUGCGCCAAGUCUGCACUCUUGGCAUCACAAGAUGAUCGUGAAAAAUGAGACCACGGUUGUCAAAGCAUCGGACACACUCAGCUCUUGUGCGGCUCCUCGGUCUGAAAUAAGUUUCGAAAACUCUCCAAUAAGUCCCAACAGCUCCGGCGUGAACAACACCAUCGUUCCAAUGAGAGUCAAUAUUCCUUACUACGAUGCUCGAAACCGUUCCUCAACUUGGACCCCAACAGAUAGCACGUGCUCAGGAGUCUCACCUAGUGCCAGAAUACCACCACCGAUUCCAGCGCGAGCACCAGUGUCUUCUCCUGUCCUCAACUCUCCAAUCGCUGGCCCAUCUACAUCCACUGUGGCUCCAAUGCCACGAUGUCCACCUCCACUUCCACCGAGAACUCCGUCUAUGAAGCUUCCCGAUCCUAUAGCAUUCGUGGUGGAGAAUCGGAUUGAAGAAGAGAAAAAGAAGAAUGGUGUAACUCGGGAGGUGUCUGUUGGAUCGUCUAAGAGCAGUGAUCAAAUUGUUUUCUCCACUCCAGAAGGAAAAAUUUCGACGCCAGAAGGAAACUACUCAACGCCAGACGAUAAAGAGGUUUGCAAAGGACAUAGGAAGUCAAAUUCGUUUGAGCGGGCAUUUACGUCCGCGAAAGUCAUGAAGACGAGCCCUCUCCCAUCCAACGACGCUUUACUUGACGAGAAUGAGGAAGUUGCUGAAGAUGAAAAAAAGACAAACGUGGAAGCUGAAGAUGUCAUUCGACAACUUACUAACGACGUAGAGUCGUCCCAGAAUUUUUCAUCCUACCAGGAUGUCGAGUCAACUGCUCUGGAGACAAUUCCUUCCGCGUCCAACUCCACUGCUUCAUCUCCAUCGUCAGCAUCGGAAGUUGGCUCGAAACUAGGAGUUCACAUUCCAGAAGCAAUCUCAGAAAAGCCACCAUGCACGUCUAAGUCAUUUGCGGCACUUGAGUCUACCAACAGUUUGAGUCCAGCCAAAACAGUGACCAACAGGAACUCGAGAAGCAUGUCGAAUGAUGAAUUGAGAACUAUGAAGUCGGAUAAGCUUUCUUCUUCUGUCGAUCCCAUAACGUUGGAUGUGGAGAGAAGACUGAGCAUGAAAAGGAGUGGACAACAUGAAGUGGAUCAGCACAGUUUGGGAUCCCUCGAUGAAACAACCUCAAAUCGAACCAUGUCUCGCACUGGAAUCGGAUCAGCUGCGUCAUUUGCGAGAAAUUCGGUGCGAUAUGCCAGUGGAAUGCUUCGAGGAGCUUUCAAUCGCGUCCGAACUGCUGCUCAUCCAGGAUCUAGCACCAUCAGUCGGCACGGAAUUGGUGAAGAAACAAGCGAGGGAGAAGAAAGUGACGAACCACACCAUCCAUCAGUUGUUCCAAGCAACAUAGUCCGCCCCAGAAAGAGCAAGAAAGGUCCGUACGACUUCGAGCAUUUAACAGUUGAGCAGGAGCUGAACAAUGAGCACACCGGAGCUAUCUGGUGCAUCAAAUUUAGCAUUUGUGGAAAGCUCAUGGCUACUGCUGGACAGGACUCGAUUCUACGUGUCUGGGUGGUUCGAUCACAUCUACAGUACUUCUCGGAGAUGAGGGAGAAGUAUGCGGCUAACACGAGCACUGACACGGAUCCGAUGAAUCCAGUGGACAAUAUGGAGCAGUUCCGACCGCCGAGCUCAAUGGAUAGUGUUGUGAAUAGUGAAGCAACGACUGCUUCUUCAUCGGAUGAGAAUAAUGGAUUGUUCUGUGGAAAACCAUUCGCCAUACUCAAAGGACACACUGCCGACAUUCUCGAUGUUUCGUGGUCAAAGAAUUAUUUCAUUUUGUCAUCUGGAAUGGAUCGAACCGUCAAGCUGUGGCACCUAUCCAGAAAUGAGUGUCUUUGCUGCUUCCAACACAUUGAUUUUGUGACCUGUGUUGCUUUUCUGCCCAAAGAUGAUAGAUAUUUCUUGUCAGGAUCUCUGGAUGGUAAACUUCGCAUGUGGCAUAUUCCGGAUAAGAAGGUUGCUGUAUGGAACGACACUGAAAAGAAAUAUAUCACUGCCAUGACGUUCGUGAAGAGCGGAAAAUUCGCGGUAGUCGGCACCUAUGAUGGAAAGUGCAUUUUCUAUACAGCAGAUCAACUCAAAUACCAUACCGCAGUCGAUGUCCGUUCCACCCGAGGAAAAAAUGCGCGAGGACACAAGGUCACCGGAUUGACGUCGCAUGGAGAUAAACUAUUAGUCACCUCCAACGACUCUCGAAUCCGCAUGUACGACAUUCGUGAUAAAGCCCUCACAUGCAAAUUCAAAGGAGUACAAAACGACCACUCUCAAAUCAGAGCUGCCUUCUCUCCAGACGGUCGUCAUAUCAUCUGUGGAUCCGAAGACAAAUUUGUCUAUAUUUGGAGAGCCAGCGACACAACAGUAGCCUUAUCGGUCAGGAAGGACCGAAACUCAUGGUGGGAGAGGGUCCGAACGCACAAUGCGCCUGUUCCAGUCGCCGUUUUCGCACCCAGACCUCAGGUCUUUUUCAACAUGCUUAAUAAGAGAGAUAAGCAUUCCAAAUCGGAUUCAAUUGACUUCAAUAUGGCACAAGGCCAAUCGGAUUCGUUGACUUCGAAUGGAAACAUGACUAUUCCAGGACAUGUCAUCGUAAGUGCCGAUCUAACCGGAGUGGUCAAAGUGAUGGUCAAUCGCCCACGUCUUGUCAAGGCAAACCCACUGGACAACAAAAGCACACGCUCCAGAUCCUCAACUCUGAUGAAUUGA
This is a messenger RNA of Caenorhabditis briggsae, 3171 nucleotides long. It is a transcript of the gene Cbr-sym-4, whose product is annotated as Protein CBR-SYM-4. The transcript is spliced from 10 exons. Gene Ontology annotation, molecular function: protein binding. The record is from RefSeq and is a predicted model, not a curated record. Bases 1 to 3171 code for a protein of 1056 amino acids. Lineage: Eukaryota; Metazoa; Nematoda; Chromadorea; Rhabditida; Rhabditidae.